AUGCAUCGGCAAACACCAUCCAGAGCGCUCCUUCUCUGCACCCUUGCUGUCCUGAGUGGCAAGGCAGUCGCCGAGGAGGCUACAAAGACAGCCACCGCAUCCACGCCUGUAGUCACACCCUGUGUCGCAACAGCAACCACCGGCGCCGGCGCUUUCUUCGACCUACGACCCGACACCGCAGUAGUUGUGCCCGAGGGGGAGAAGCCACCAAAGGGCUCGCCUGUUGACGAUUAUGUGGCUAGAGGCUGGGAUUAUGGCUCAAACUUUACUUUGAACUUCUGCAGUCCCGUGGUGAAGGAGGUGGAGGAUGUCGUCGGACUCGACAAGGAUCUAUGGAACAACGUGAGCGCAUACUAUGAAACCAAGGGCAAAAUAUAUGCUUUAGGAUUAUCAGAUGGAAACCUAGUACCCCGAGGGCGCAAACUUGUCCUUCAAUAUACAGGGGGAUCCCCGUGUGGUCUAUCAGAUGAAAAGAACAGGGAAAAGAGAUGGGAGGUCCAUGACGGAGCGACAUACAAGUACCAUGAAUACGACGACGACGACGACAACGACAACGACAACGACAACGACGGUGAAGACGCCGAGUCAAGGCGUGCAUCGAAAGACAAGGAUGAUGAUGACGAAGAUGAUGACAAGAAGGACAAGGGCAAGGAGAAGCCAAAAACACAACGUCGCAAGUCGGCCACAUUUUCUUUCCUUUGUGACAGGGACCCAGAUACACCUACGGCUGCUUCAUUUGUUGGCACAGAUCCGGAUGAGUGCGCCUACUUCUUCGAAGUCCGUUCAAUGCACGCAUGCUCUAUCGCCGAGCCCCACAAACCUGGUAGCGUUGGGCCUGGCAGUGUCUUUGCCAUUAUCUUCUUCAUCGCGGUCUUGGUCUACGUGGUUGGAGGUGUCUUUUACCAGCGCACAGUGGCCCACGCCAGGGGUUGGCGGCAGCUGCCCAACUACAGCCUGUGGGCUGGCAUCUGGAGCUUUAUCGUGGUAUGUCUUGGUGUCAUACUUAGGUUUCCUUGGACUAUAGCCGCUAACCUACGGUGGUACCAUACACUGUCCGGAUCCCCAAGUGGGAGACGCCACAGCCGAGACGCCGAGAAUCGACUAAUUGAUCAGCUCGAUGAGGAAUGGGAUGAUUGA
Podospora anserina S mat+ is the source of this 1137-nucleotide messenger RNA. RefSeq lists its product as uncharacterized. The record is from RefSeq and is a predicted model, not a curated record. Gene Ontology annotation, biological process: vacuolar transport. The transcript has 3 exons. Bases 1 to 1137 code for a protein of 378 amino acids. NCBI's taxonomy places the organism in Eukaryota, Fungi, Ascomycota, Sordariomycetes, Sordariales, Podosporaceae.